CUAGUUUUUGUAUCUCUCUUCUUCUUCAACCUUCACAUUUGCAUUGAAGUAUAUACCUAAUGGCAAAGCAAUCUGCUUUGGAUCUCGUCUUCAAUGUGAGGAGACAAAAGCCGGAGCUUAUAUCUCCGGCAAAGCCCACUCCUCAUGAGGUCAAGUUUCUAUCUAUAAUUGAUAGCCAAGAAUUCUUACGAAUCCAAAUUCCAGUCAUACAUUUCUAUCAUCAUAAGCCUUCUAUGGCUGGAAAAGACCCCGUCAAAGUCAUUAGAGAUGCUCUAGCUAAUGCUCUUGUAUUUUACUAUCCAUUUGCAGGAAGACUUAGGGAAGGUGAAGGUCACAAACUCAUAGUGGAAUGUAAUGGAGAAGGAGCGAUGUUCAUUGAAGCUGACGCUGAUAUCACUCUUCAACAAUUUGGUGAUGAUCUUCAACCUCCCUUUCCAUGUUUCGAUGAGCUACUUUACUCUCCUCCUGGUUCCGAAAAAAUCCUUCACUGUCCCAUCUUGCUUAUACAGGUGACACGAAUUAAGUGUGGAGGUUUCAUCUUUGGGGUUCGCAUGAAUCACAGUAUAUGCGAUGGAUCUGGUAUUCUCCAAUUCAUGAAUGCUCUCGCCGACAUAGCAAAUGGUGCAAAUGAGCCUUUGGUUCUACCUGUAUGGCAUAGAGAACAUCCAAAUGCAAGAGACCCACCAAAUGUUACAUGCAUGCAUCAUGAGUACGAUGAAGUGAUCGAUACCAUGAUCUCUUCAACAAGCAUAGUUCAUCGCUCUUUUUUCUUCGGACCAACUGAGGUCUCUUCCCUUCGUAGAUUACUCCCUGACCACAUAAGACAAUGCUCCUCAUCAUCGGAGGUUAUCACGGCAUGUCUCUGGCGUUGUAGAACAAAAGCUUUACAGCUGGACCCACACAAAGAGGUUCGCGUCAAGAUUUUCGUCAACGCACGUUUCAGACAUAAUGGAUUAAACCCUCCAUUACCAAAAGGUUAUUAUGGCAAUGCUAUUGCGUUUCCAGCUGCAAUUUCAACUGCUAGUAAGCUUUGCGAGAGUCCCUUAGGGUAUGCUUUGGAGUUAGUGAGGAAAGCAAUAGCAGAAGUGAAUGGUGAGUAUAUUCACUCCGUGGCUGAUCUGAUAGGUACUAAAGGACCAACAGGUUCUGGGACUAUGCUAUCAUGUAUGGUGUCAGAUUUGAGCAGUCUUAGAUUUAGAAAUGUUGAUUUUGGUUGGGGUAAGGCAGCGUAUGCCGGUCCUGCAAAGAGUGGAUUUGAUACAUUUCAAGGACAAAUUUUUUAUGUUGGACAUGCCAAUAGUAAAGGAGAGGAAGGUAGGUUGGUGCCUGUUUGCUUGCCACCUGAAUGCAUGGAGAGAUUUGCAAAAGAGUUGGAUCUCUUGCUUAAUGGUGUUCAAUGGCAGAUCCAAGAAUCAACAAGUGUAAGGUCUAAAAUCUAAUAUUAAUCAAUUUAGGGUGGUUCCAAUAAUAUUUAAUUUCCAAAUAUUACCCAAAAAAAUUAAGAAGUUUGAAGCGUUUUCCCCUUCUCUGUGGGGUGGGGAAAGUUUGUGAUGUAUACGUAUAUUUUUUAAGUGUUUGAAGUGUAGGGCAUGGUUAUGUUGGGCGAAAAUGUCAUGUGAAUUAUAUUUUCUGU
Messenger RNA from Prosopis cineraria, 1633 nucleotides. Its product is annotated as benzyl alcohol O-benzoyltransferase-like. The record is from RefSeq and is a predicted model, not a curated record. The transcript has 2 exons. Bases 60 to 1439 code for a protein of 459 amino acids. Lineage: Eukaryota; Viridiplantae; Streptophyta; Magnoliopsida; Fabales; Fabaceae.